GUCGUUUCUGGGUCGGGCAAUCGAAACGGCGUCGUUAGGUUAUUGUCAUUGACGUUCGUUCAUGAAACCCAAACCAAAACCCUAAGGUGGUUAAUUAGGGUUUUACCUCAUGUGGCGCGGAGGCAGAGCUGUUUCCAGCUGCCUCCGCCGGUUCUCGACGGCGGUGCGGCGGCGCUCGGAGGACGAAGGUGACUGGCUAUACUCGUCGGAGUGGUGGGGCUCGGCCUCCGUCAACGGUGACACCGUUCUCCGAUCAACAUCCGGCAAGGGAAACGGCGUUGUUUCAGUCGUUGCUCAUCCCUCCUCAAGACCCAGUAGAAUGCAUUGGUCAACAAUGGAAAGAUGGCUGCAGCAGAGGUGUGAGGAGGUGCAUCCUGGAUAUGGUGAUGGAGGGAAUCUGAGGGUGCUUGGAUAUCAAUGGCGGGUGCUUCGUUUCAAUGAUGUUACUCGCCAGAGCACAGCAAAAGUAAUGGCUGCUUACCGCGAAAACAAGCCGGAUUGUGUCUAUCUUAUGCAGCAACCUCAUUGCUUGGCUGUUCCAUAUGUGAAGAGUAUGGUAUCGGCUGGGUUGGCUACGAUAGCCUCAUGUAAUUUUGAUAUUAUCAGUGCAGUGCAAGGAAAGAAAAGUAUGCACAUUUUAUGCAUUGGGCAUGGUGGGGGAAGUUUACCACUGUUUUUGGCAAGUAAAAUCCAAGGUGCCAUUGUCCAUAUAGUUGAAAUUGAUCCCCUUGUUAUCUCAGCCUCAAUUCGUGCUAUGGGGUUCCCGGCUUUCACUCUCAUGACCCAAUCAGGUGACCACGCCGUUGCAAAACCUGAUAUCAUUAAUGAAAUUAUGUGGAAAGGCAUCCAUGAGAGGAUACACCUUUAUGAAGCAGAUGCUGAGAAAUUUAUUAUUAAUAAUACCAAUCUGUAUGAUAUGAUCUUUAUUGAUGCCUAUGAUGGUGAUGACAUAUUUCCCCACAAGUUAUGGAAUCAAGAUUGUCCAUUCCUUAGAGCCCUUAGUAGUCGACUUCAUCCCAAACAUGGCACUGUUGUGGUGAACCUGCAUUCUGACUCUGAUAUCUUGAACCAUGAUGGAUCUGUUCCCUCUGUGCUUGAGCAAGUUUUGCCAAUGGGAAAGUAUGUGUCUCAAGUUUGCCGGGCAUACAAAGAUGUGCUUGUAGGAACUGGAAGCUCUUGUGAAGAAAAAGGAGUUUCUGGCCUUGCUUAUACUGUUGCAGUUCCUUGGGUCUGUAAUACUUCCCUGAUUGUGUGUAGAGGUUUUGGUAUAGAUAGUGAGUAUAUUAACCAGGACUUGGUUAUUAACACACUCAUUUCCAAAUCCCUUGAAGUGGAACAUGUUAUGGAUUUGCCAUUCUCAUGUUUAGAAUACAUAAAAAGAGGUUUUAUUCUUGUUGAUUAAUUUGUUUAUCACGAUGACAAUGGUCAUCAGC
Gastrolobium bilobum is the source of this 1433-nucleotide messenger RNA. RefSeq lists its product as uncharacterized. The record is from RefSeq and is a predicted model, not a curated record. NCBI's taxonomy places the organism in Eukaryota, Viridiplantae, Streptophyta, Magnoliopsida, Fabales, Fabaceae. The transcript is spliced from 4 exons. The coding region runs from base 110 to 1402 and encodes 430 amino acids.